GCAGAAGGAACUGCGCUCAGCACAGGCUUCACCCCGAGUCUACCGUGCGACGACCACCGGAGGAAUCAUGGUCAGCAGAUUCGAACACCCAGCUGGCGGCUACAAGAAGAUUUUCGAGACGGCAGAAGAGCUGGCAGAGCCUCUUCCGACCACAAUCACAGGAAGGAUCCCUUCCUUCCUGAGAGGGAGUCUCCUCCGCCUGGGCCCGGGACUCUUCGAGGUCGGAGACGAGCCCUUCUAUCACCUCUUUGACGGACAGGCUCUCAUGCACAAGUUUGACUUCAAGAAUGGCCAGGUCACGUACUUCCGCAAGUUUGUCCGAACUGACGCCUACGUCCGAGCCAUCACCGAGAAGCGUGUGGUGAUCACAGAGUUUGGCACGUUCGCUUAUCCUGAUCCCUGCAAGAACAUUUUCUCCAGGUUCUUCUCCUACUUUAAGGGAGUGGAGGUCACCGACAACUGUCUGGUCAACAUCUACCCAGUGGGAGAGGAUUUUUACGCCGUGACCGAAACCAACUUCAUCACCAAAGUCAACCCUGAUACUCUGGAGACUCUGAAAAAGGUCGACAUGUGCAACUACGUCAACGUGAACGGCGUGACGGCUCACCCCCACAUCGAGAGGGACGGCACUGUGUACAACAUCGGCAACUGCAUGGGCAAAGGGGCCACGCUGGCCUAUAACAUCGUGAAGAUCCCGCCUGCGCAGAAAGACAAGUCGGAUCCCAUCGAGAAGUCCAAGGUGGUGGUGCAGAUCCCCAGCGCCGAGCGCUUCAAGCCCUCCUACGUGCACAGCUUCGGCAUGUCUGAGAACCACUUUGUGUUCGUGGAGACGCCGGUUAAAAUCAACCUCCUCAAGUUCUUGAGCGCCUGGAGCAUCCGAGGGUCCAACUACAUGGACUGCUUUGAGUCCAACGAGAGUCAAGGAACUUUGUUUCACAUUGCUACCAAAACUCCGGGCGAGUACAUCGAGCACAAGUUCAAGGGAGCCGCCAUCGGGAUGUUCCACCACAUCAACACCUACGAGGACGAGGGCUUCAUCGUGGUGGACCUCUGUGCCUGGAAGGGCUUCGAGUUUGUCUACAACUACCUGUGGCUGGCCAACCUGAGAGAAAACUGGGAGGAAGUGAAAAAGGCGGCGAUGAUCGCGCCUCAGCCGGAGGUGCGCAGAUACGUCAUCCCACUGGACGUGCACAAGGAGGAGCAGGGGAAGAACCUGGUGAGUCUGCCGUACUCCACCGCCACCGCCGUCAUGCACGCCGACGGCACCAUCUGGCUGGAGCCGGAGGUCCUCUUCUCAGGGCCGCGCCAAGCCUUUGAGUUUCCGCAGAUCAACUACGAGCGCCACUCUGGGAGGAACUACACCUACGCCUACGGCCUGGGCCUCAACCACUUCAUCCCAGACAGGAUCUGCAAGCUGAACGUGAGGACCAAGGAGACCUGGGUGUGGCAGGAGCCCGACUCCUACCCCUCAGAGCCGCUGUUCGUCCAGACUCCCGGCGGCGUGGACGAGGACGACGGAGUGCUGCUGACCAUCGUGGUGGCUCCGGGCGCUCACAGACCCUCCUACCUGCUCAUUCUCAACGCCAAGGACCUGUCCGAGGUCGCUCGGGCCGAGGUGGACUGCAUCAUUCCGGUCACCUUCCACGGGAUGUACAAGCCCUGAGGCGGCGCCGGGCUGGUGGUGAACAGAUUAAAGCUGAGCAAACCCCCAGUGGCUCCGUCCUCUUCUUGAUGAGGGAAGACGGCGUUAGAGCAAGUGCGGCGCCGACGCUCACAUUUGAUCAGGCAGAUUAAAACGAGACAAAGCCGAUUAAGCUAAUCUGAGAACAGCCAUGUUGCAAGCAAACAAUGUGAGCAGUGGAGCGGAAGACGGACGGGACCAGCUCCCAUCAUCUCAGCCUGGUCUGAGCCACACUCGGCUCGGCCACUGUCCACCACUCCACUGUCAGGUGGAGGACAAGUAGUGACUCUCUGACAGGGACGGUGGUCCAGUUUAGACCGAGGAUUCAUCCAGGGAAAAAGGCAUCAAAGACACAAGUGCAGAACGUAAAGGAUUGGAGGAAAGCUUGUGCAGAUAUGUGUUUCCCCACAAAUACUGUUCCUGUAAGAACAUUUUUCACCCCUUUAUUCAUGUUUUUUUUUUUAACACCAGGGCCUUCGAUGACCUGCUAAAUAAAAGAAAUCAAAGGUACAGGAAAGCAUGGCGGAGCCCAGCUGAUACAGGUCUACAGUCUCGGUCUCUGCGCGGCCGAGGGACUUGGCUUGCAGGUCACUCCUGACCUCGGCUCGACGCCAGCGGGACAAGACUCAUUUGGACCUCUACCACGUCCAGCGCACUGCUGCUGUGACACUGGGACUGGGGAGCCGUCCAAGUCGGCUGCGCGCUUGUAGGAGUGGGGCUCCAAUUCCUGAAGGGAACACAGUCAAGGCAGAGAACUGCCGACAUCCUCACACAGUCACAGUGACGCACAACUGUCCGACAACAUAACAACACUCCUGGGAUCUGACAGAAUAAACCCACACAGGAAACACGAGGCCUCACAGCAGAAAAGCCAGAAAGCUUCCACCUGUCGCGGCAGAGUCGAGCCAGGGGCGCGGACCACGUGGCUCCAGAGGAAUGACGAGUGGAUAGUGCAAGGUAGGGAAGGUAUAUAUUAAGACGCCGCUUUAGAUAUUGUCCCAGGAUUAAAGUGCAACUCUCUGGAUCAGAAGAAGUGUGCGCGCGCGUUUUGGACCCAGCACAAGUGGCUUCCCGCUGCCUUCCGGACCCUUGAGCAAGC
Molecule: messenger RNA, 2780 nt
Organism: Synchiropus splendidus (mandarinfish)
Lineage: Eukaryota; Metazoa; Chordata; Actinopteri; Syngnathiformes; Callionymidae
Gene: rpe65a
Product: retinoid isomerohydrolase RPE65 a
Exons: 14
Coding region: 68-1663 (531 amino acids)
Biological process (GO): zeaxanthin biosynthetic process; retinal metabolic process
Molecular function (GO): beta-carotene 15,15'-dioxygenase activity; retinol isomerase activity; all-trans-retinyl-ester hydrolase, 11-cis retinol forming activity
Source: RefSeq, a predicted model, not a curated record